AGUAGAGCUGAUAUCAACCAAACAUUGACAGACCUUAUCAUGGCUGCCUCCAUAGAAACGACCUUGACCCCAGAACGACUAAUUCAAGAACUCAUCUUAUUAUUGACCGUUUUGCAUUGUAGAGUAGGCAUGGAAAUUGGUGCCUAUUUUCUACAGACUGUUAUUACUAAGUUAGAUGAAGAAUUAUGUAAAAGUAAUUAUGGUAGUGGUAAAACUGUAGAAAAUAUCCUUAUGAUUGUCACAACCUUGUAUAAUUACCAGGUGAUUCACAGUAGUUUGAUAUUUGAUAUUGUACACAAAUUGAUGGAGAAUUUUACAGAGAGAGAUAUUGAGUUGUUAUUGUUUAUUAUUAAAAAUGUUGGGUUCAACCUACGUAAAGAUAAUCCUGUUCAACUGAAAGAAAUAAUACAACAGAUGCAAAGUAAAGCCACAGAAACUGAGAAAACCGGCAAAGUGGAGAAAAGUCGAAUACAGUUCAUGUUAGAUAUAAUUCUAGCUAUUAAAAAUAACAAUAUGAGAAAAAUACCUAAUUAUGAUCCUACGCGUAUAGAACAUUUGAAACAAGUGUUGAAUAAUAUAGUCAAAGGUAAUGGCCCAUCCAGUAAUCAGAUCUGUAUAACUUAUCAAGAUUUAUUACAAGCUGAUAAUAAUGGUAAAUGGUGGUUGGUAGGUUCAGCUUGGUCUGGUAGAGAUACAGAUCACAACCACUCAGGUAUAGCAGAUUCCAGUAGUAAAAUGUUGAGUGAAGCUAAUGCCACAUUAUUAAAGUUAGCUCAAAAACUCAGAAUGAAUACGGAUACCAGAAAAUGUAUCUUUCUUAUUCUUAUGACAAGUGAGGAUUUUGUGGAUGCCUUUGAGAAAUUAUUGAAAUUAGGACUGAAGAAUCAACAAGAAAGGGAAAUAGUUCAUGUCAUAAUGUCAUGUUGUCUGCAAGAGAAAGACUAUAAUGCAUACUAUUCCUAUAUUGUACAGAAAUUCUGUCAAUUUGACAGACGUUUUCAGAUGACCCUACAGUAUUAUAUUUGGGAUAAGUUUAAAGAAAUGGGCAAUCUAUCUUUAAGGCACAGUAAUAAUUUAAUACAAGUUAUAAAUCAUCAGUUAGGACAUCAGGCCAUUACAUUAUCAAUAUUAAAGGUUGUUGAGUUCGGAACUCUAGACAAACCCAUGGUGAAUUUCCUUAAACAAUUAUUAGAACAAUUACUAUUGACCAAUUCUCAAGAUGUGAUCCAAUCUAUAUUUCAUAAAGUUGCAGCAAAUGACAAAUUAAAACAUUUACAAGAAGGACUUAAAUUAUUCUUAGUGCACUUUCUAAAGAAGAAAAAGAUUAAAAGUGAAGCUGGUGAAGAAUUGUUAUUAAAAAUUGAUCUUGCUGAGAAAGCUUUGAGUGAAGGACAGAGAAAUUUAUUGUUAUAGUUAAAAAUUAUUAUUAGGGAUUGGGACUUAAAAUAAAACAAUUUCAAGUAAUAAGCGAGAGUUUCCUUUUCAUUAGCAAGCUACAUUUGUUCACUGGGGUAGAGAUCCAAAGCUCUAUCAGCUAGUUGUUUUAAAAUCUGCUUAUGAUUUUCCAAAUAUGUAGUUCAGUCCAACUUGAUAGUUUGAUUGAUUGUGAGGAUGAUUAUGGGCCCAAAAUGUAUACCUGUACUUUGAUAUGUCACAAAACUGGGAAAUCUAUGAUAAUCUGAAACAUUUUAAAGAUCAAAGAUAUUGACAUCUAUAUCAUAAUAAAUUUCAAUUCCUGUGUUCACAGGGGAAAAUGACAAAGGGACAGGAACGACAUACCCUGUUAAAUAAACAUUAACUCAAAAAUUUAGACAAUUAAGUCAUCUAUAAAAUAUUUUUCUUCAAAAAAUCACAGGUGUGUAAGAAUUGGAUAAUUUUAUAACAAAAUAUUGACCAGUAUUUUCAUUUAGAUAUUUCCACAAAGACAUUUAAAAGAAUAUAGUCAUCUAAACAUUUGCUUUACCGGCUGAUUUGAUAUGUGUAUCACUUUUCUGAAUGGAAUAUCAAAGUAUAAUAGAUUCUUAGAAAAAUGGAUUGAAAUUAACAUUCUUAAAUUAAUUCAUUUAUACUGACCAACCAAGUAUG
Molecule: messenger RNA, 2085 nt
Organism: Lottia gigantea (owl limpet)
Lineage: Eukaryota; Metazoa; Mollusca; Gastropoda; Lottiidae
Exons: 9
Coding region: 40-1413 (457 amino acids)
Biological process (GO): ribosomal small subunit biogenesis
Cellular component (GO): nucleolus
Molecular function (GO): protein binding; RNA binding
Source: RefSeq, a predicted model, not a curated record